AUGGCUGACGUGGCGAAGAAGACUGUUCUCGUCAUCGGCGGAGGUGCCGUGGGUGCCAUUGCCGCUCUCAAUCUCGACGCCGGCGGUCUUGCAGAAGUCACGAUAGUCCUCCGAUCAAACUACGAAGCCGUGCAAAAGAGCGGCUACGACUUUGAAAGCUGCGAUCACGGCACCGUGAAAUCCUGGAAGCCCAGCGUCGUCCGCAACACCAUCCCCAACAUCACCACCGAAAAUCUCCCACCAUACGACUUCAUCCUCCUCGCCACCAAAAACAUCCCAGACAUCCCCCCAACAGCUACCGACCUAGUCCUCCCUGCCCUUCCCCAGCAAAACACUCACACAACCCUCAUCCUCCUCCAAAACGGCCUCAACAUCCAACUCCCCUUCCUCGCUACCCACCCCACCACCCCCGUACUCUCCGGAGUCUCGCUAAUCGGCAGCGCGGAACUCACCCCGGGUCAAAUCGUGCACGACGAACCCGACCGGCUAUUCAUCGGGGCAUUCGACAAUCCAAAUUUGCGUCCUGAGCAGCUUGAAGAUACGGCGAAGUCGUUUGUCAAGUGUUAUGCUGCAGCCGGCAAGACGAGUUGCGUGUAUAGUCCGGAUGUGUUGAGGGAUCGGUGGAAGAAGUUGGUGUAUAAUGCGUGCUUGAAUCCGAUUUGUGGGAUUGUCGGGGUGGAUAGUGGGAGGGUUAGGUUGGCGAAUGGGGCGCUGGAUGGACUUGUCCGGCCUGCGAUGCGGGAAAUUGUGCUCGCGGCGAAGGUGAGGGCGGGUGUGGAGCUUGAUGCGGAUGUCGUGCAGAAGACGAUUGAGAUGGAUCCGUUGACGAGUUAUUUGAAGCCGAGCAUGCAGCAGGAUUUGGAGAAGGUUAGUAUUUCCGUUUUUCUCCUGGUAGUGUGA
This is a messenger RNA of Parastagonospora nodorum SN15, 900 nucleotides long. RefSeq lists its product as hypothetical. NCBI's taxonomy places the organism in Eukaryota, Fungi, Ascomycota, Dothideomycetes, Pleosporales, Phaeosphaeriaceae. The coding region runs from base 1 to 900 and encodes 299 amino acids. The transcript is spliced from 2 exons. The record is from RefSeq and is a predicted model, not a curated record. Gene Ontology annotation, molecular function: oxidoreductase activity. Gene Ontology annotation, cellular component: cytoplasm.